AUGGGUGAAACCCAGCCGAUACAGUUCCCUAUCCGUGAGGCCGUGACGACGGGCCCUCCCGGAACGGUGAGGGCUGGCGGAGGCCGCGCCACCGCCCCCUUUGAGCAGCGUCGCGGCUCCGCCGCCCGAUGGAUACGCGUAUCAUGGACAUUCGGGGAGCGCACCACUGCUAGCCCGCUAGGGCCUUAG
This is a messenger RNA of Puccinia triticina, 189 nucleotides long. RefSeq lists its product as uncharacterized. Lineage: Eukaryota; Fungi; Basidiomycota; Pucciniomycetes; Pucciniales; Pucciniaceae. The record is from RefSeq and is a predicted model, not a curated record. Bases 1 to 189 code for a protein of 62 amino acids. The transcript has 2 exons.